AGAAUUGCUUAUAACCCUCAACUUCUCUAGAUACAAUGGAGCACAAUGAUUUUGAAUUUCCACCUGAUCCUGUGCAGCAUAACUUCGCACCAUUUCCUUCUCUUCAAUCAAUCCCAAUCAGUGUGUUGGCACAAACUCCAGUAGAUCAGCUUCCUCCCACCACUGCUCCAACAGGUGGUAACUACUCGAUCCGUCAGAUAAUGCGCAGUGCUAUGUGUUUCGAGGCCAAAUCCAACCUCGGAGGCUAUCGAAACAUUAAUGCGGCCAUCGGCGCAGAUAACUCGAGUUCACAGCCUUAUAGAAGCCCGCUUGCUGAUCCCUUCACGCUCGAGUCGCCAUCCGACGUGGCCGUCGCGGGAAGAGACGGAGGUGUGCAAGAGCUUUGGCAGCGCACCGGUCGCAAUCGCCGGUCUCGUGCGGAGUGGACGGAAGGAGAGUUACGUAAUUUUUACCAUGCACUUUCGCAGUAUGGAACGGACUUUGCGGCGAUCUCGGUGCUUUUUCCAGGGAGAUCGAGGGCGGAUGUAAAGCUGCUAUAUAGACGUGAAAUGCGAAAGCACCCUAAUAAAGUUCGAGCCGCCCUUCAAAAGAAGAAGGAUAUUGACUUGGACACCUUUGAAAUGUUCUUGAAAGAAAAGCGGGCUCGUGAGCAGCCACCAAAGAAAGUUCUCGCUUUGGAAGAGGAACAACUCCUUCAGCAGAUCGCACAGGUCGAAUCACCUUCACAGGAUCAUACCUCAGGUGGUGGGGCUGUGGGGAGUGAUGUGGAUGAUUUUCUCUUGAGGGAAGCGCCUAGGGGAGCUGGCGGGGAGGGCGCCACGGCACGUCCAUCAGUUGCCCCGGGAAAGGCCAACGACAAUGCGGAGGGGAACCAUGUUCGACCAUCCUCCUCUGCCUCCGAUGACGCCCCGCAUAGGCCGUCGAAACGACCAAGAGAAGUUGACGAUAGGUGUGAUGGGGAGGCGACGCUGCUGGAGAUGGCGCUGAGGCAUCCGCAGGGGGACGAGGCGAUGACACUGGCUAAGGCAGCGGUUCGCGGAGGAUCUGAGGAGUUUGACUUUCCUCAGAGUCCCAAAGACGAGUUUGAUGAUGCAUUUUCGUUCUAG
Messenger RNA from Phytomonas sp. EM1, 1106 nucleotides. The record is from the annotation of a GenBank genome assembly. NCBI's taxonomy places the organism in Eukaryota, Euglenozoa, Kinetoplastea, Trypanosomatida, Trypanosomatidae.